AUGAGAAUAAGUUCAAGAAAAGGCGAGCCAUCGACCAUCCGGAUAACCAGCAUGGAGAGCAAAGUCAAGUCUCUUUUGGUGCAAAUGGCGCUGAUGAUCACUGCGCUGCUGUGGUAUGCUAAAAAGGGCGGAGUCCUUUUGGCCAUUGCCUUUGGGUACUUCUGUGCUAACUCUUGCUUUAUUCUUCUUCUGAUUCUUCUCACGGCAUCUUCUACCAAAAGAAAAAUAAAACACGAGGAGGCUGUAAAGGCCGCAGAGGAAAAGACAGUGAAGUCGGCAUCACCCCCGAUAAAAACAGAAGAGCCAGAGAAGAAGCCGGGCCUGAACUUCCAGCUAUCUUUCAGAAAAAAGAACAAGUCAAUCGCUCCUCCAAAAAAGAUCAUCAUUAAAAAGUAUGAAGAGUACGCAGCCACCUUCAAACUCACAAAGAAAAUAGAAAAAGAGUUUAAAACGUGGGUGCUAAAGAACGUUGUUACGCCUGUUGUGGCAGACCCCGUGAGCACACAGAGCAGGAUAAUGAGCAGAACACAGAAAAUACUCACCCAGUCAGAGAUCAACGACCUGAAAAUGAUGAGCGGAAACGGGUUUAUCUGCUACGACAAAAACAACGAACUGCACAGCCGCGCCCUGUUCAAAGUUCUUUACAACUAUUUCAACGACAAAAUACCAAGCGACACUUCUUUCUACGCCAACCCCAUGGACGAGUUUGUUUUUGACGAUAUCAGCAAAAUAAAAAUAAGCAUGUUCGGGCUGCUGGUUGAGGACACAGAGUCGCUGAUAGAAGGAAGAAAGACAUUCAGCGUCUAUUUUAUGAACAACAACAUCCUAUACGAUACAAACGGGGAUGUGAUACUGUCGUUCUUGCUGCUGCUUAUUUUUGCAAACGAAAACGAAGGAAGAUGCCUUGGCGCUCUAUCUCUGCGCGGCCUUCCGUUCCUUCCCAAGUAA
Molecule: messenger RNA, 948 nt
Organism: Nematocida minor
Lineage: Eukaryota; Fungi; Microsporidia
Exons: 1
Coding region: 1-948 (315 amino acids)
Source: RefSeq, a predicted model, not a curated record